This is a messenger RNA of Pundamilia nyererei, 5010 nucleotides long. It is a transcript of the gene ptk2bb, whose product is annotated as protein tyrosine kinase 2 beta, b. Gene Ontology annotation, biological process: protein phosphorylation; signal complex assembly. NCBI's taxonomy places the organism in Eukaryota, Metazoa, Chordata, Actinopteri, Cichliformes, Cichlidae. The transcript is spliced from 31 exons. Bases 213 to 3182 code for a protein of 989 amino acids. Gene Ontology annotation, molecular function: protein tyrosine kinase activity; ATP binding. Gene Ontology annotation, cellular component: focal adhesion; cytoskeleton. The record is from RefSeq and is a predicted model, not a curated record.
CCCUGCUGGGGAAUUCAUGGCCUCAGGCUAACAAACACAGUCGAAAAGCAGCAGAAAGCCCUGAAAGAAUUAACGCUGCUCGGCUCCCUCACGGACUAACAGCGUGGAGUUUCAUUUGUACGGAAACACCUCAUGACAGACAGAAGACACGUUUCCGAUCGACAGUAUUGUGAGGAUGAUUUUGAUGUGAUGAUGCCAACCCAGCUUUGACAAUGUAUGAGGUGAUGUCCGGUGACACCCUGUCCUGGAAGGUGCCCAGUCCACGACAAAAUGAAACAGAGGCUGGCCCUGAAGAACAAUUCUCUGGGGAUGGUGGACCUGUCAAAAUCCUUAAAGUGUGCUUCAGCACCAACAACAACCUGGGCAAGAAUUUCAAGCUGGUGAAAUGUGACAACUCCUGGCAAAUUAGGGCUAUCAUUCGUUCAAUUCUGGUCAGCGGGCGUUUAGGGCCAAACGUUCAACACGCAGGAUGCUAUGGCCUCAUGCUAAAGCACCUGAAGUCAGAAGAACUUCACUGGCUCCAUCCAGACCUGACUGUCGGAGAGGUGGAGAAGCGCUAUGAGAGCAAUCAUCUGGAAGCCGAGUGGAGAUAUGACCUUCGUAUCAGAUACAUUCCUGUGAAUUUUGUGGAAAAAUUCAAAGAUGACAGAUCGACCUUUGUGUAUUUUUACCAACAGGUGCGUAGUGAUUACAUGCAGUAUCAUGCCAGUAAAGUCAGUGACGGGAUGGCAUUGCAGCUUGGUUGUUUGGAGAUCAGGCGGUUCUACAAAGACAUGAAUGCAAAAGGUCUUGAAAAGAAAUCUAACUUUGAGCUGCUAGAAAAAGAAGUUGGCCUGGAACUUUUCUUUCCACAGCAACUGAUUAACAGCAUGAAGCCUAGGCCCCUGCGGAAGAUGAUUCAGCAAACAUUUCAGCAAUUUGCAACACUCAAGGAGCAUGACUGCAUGAUCAAGUUUUUUGAGACGCUUAAAGAUUUCGUCAGCUACGAUGAAGAAGCCUUCCCCUGUGAACUAGUGCAAGGCUGGAGUCUGUCUGUGGAGCUGGUCGUCGGUGGGAGAGGAAUUCGCCAACGCACACAGAAGGAUUCAGCUGCUGUGUUUUUAGCUGACUUCAAACAAAUUAAGAAAGUACAAUGCAUAUCGCAGAACGAUGGCAAGGCUCUCCUAAAUCUUGACAUAGAGGGCGCGAAGCAACGUCUGACCAUCAAUGUGGCCACGGUCGCUACGGCUGAGAACAUGAUUGAUCUUAUUGACGGGUACUGCCGCUUGGAAAACAACACAGAUGAAAGUGUUAUCCACCGACCAAAUAGAGAUGCCAAUGCAAGAACCUCCCUACCUGAAAUUCCUACUGGCAGAGAGACGAGCUCGCUCAGACACAGUAUGGGUUCAGAUAUCUACUGUGAGAUUGAUGAAAGGCCAAAAUCAGUUGUGAAAUACGGCAUCGACCGAAAUGACAUUGUUCUCGGCCGAAUCCUCGGCGAGGGUUUUUUUGGGGAAGUCUACGACGGAGUAUACAAAAAAGCUAAUGGUGAAAGAGUUAAUGUGGCAGUGAAAACCUGCAAAGACUGUUCACCUGACGUGAUGGAAAAAUUCAUGAGUGAAGCAGUAAUCAUGAAGAACCUCGACCAUCCCCACAUCGUCAGACUGAUUGGAAUCAUAGAGGAGAAUCCCGUGUGGAUUGUCAUGGAGCUUUAUCAGUAUGGGGAGCUGGGACACUACCUGGUUCAAAACAAAGAAAAGCUGACAAAUACAACCUUAGUGCUGUUUAGCCUGCAGAUCUGCAAAGCUCUCGUCUACCUCGGAGGGGUUAACAUGGUACACAGAGACAUAGCAGUUCGGAAUAUAUUAGUUGCCAGUCCGGACUGUGUGAAGCUUGGAGACUUUGGUCUAUCGAGGUACAUAGAGGAUGAAGAAUACUACAAAGCAUCUGUGACCCGAUUACCAAUCAAGUGGAUGGCCCCAGAAUCCAUUAAUUUCAGGCGUUUUACCUCAGCUAGUGAUGUGUGGAUGUUUGCUGUGUGUAUGUGGGAGAUAAUGAGUGGUGGACAGCAGCCGUUUUUCUGGCUUGAGAACAGAGCUGUGAUCAACCAGCUGGAGCAAGGCAUCAGACUACCCAAACCAGAUAACUGCCCUCCUGCCCUCUACUCACUCAUGACCCGCUGCUGGUCCUACGACCCCAGUGAAAGACCCAGUUUCACUGAGUUGGUUAUGAAGAUCAGUGAUGUCCACAAGAUGGAGAAGGAGCAGGAAGCGGAGAGAGAGAGAGACAGAGUGCGUUCCACCAAAUUUUUCGAGUCCAAGUUCAACAUUGACCCCCCGCCUAAGCCUUCAAGAAUGAAACCAGCCCGGUUUGGGAACACACUCAGUAUUGGUCUGCACAUUCAGCUCACUGAGGCUCUGUGUGCCAGCUCACCUGACCUAGCCAGCCCAUGUGACUAUCAGUCUCCUGUCGACUCCAGCAACACUCUCGCACUACCUGCCAAGUCGCCCCGGCGCCGCAGCAUGGGGGAGAACGAGUUUUUCAGAGUGGAACGGAACACCGAGGAAGACGCCCAGCUCCUGUGGCAGAGGGAGAAACACCAGAUACAUGAAACGCUCCGCAAGCAGAAAGAGCAGAUGAUGGAGGAUAAAAAGUGGCUGAAAAAGGAGGAGAGACUGCUGGACCCCAUGGGACUAGAAGAUACUGCCAAUCCAGAGCCGGCUAACAUCGAGAUUGCAGUGCCUGAGAAGCCGCCACGACUCACAGCAAAGCCUGCGCCCACAGCUGAGCUUGACCGCACAGAUGACAAAGUAUAUCACUGCGUAAUGGACUUGGUCAAAGUAGUCGUCCAGCUCAAGAAUGACAUCGCUGGGCUGCAGCCAGAGCAAUGCAUUACCCAUAUCAAGUCUGUUGGGAUGGCAUUAAGAGAUUUAAUUAGCAGUGUGGAUGAGAUACUGCCCACGUUACAUGGGUCUGUGAGGACUGAGAUCGAAGGCACCCAGAAGCUGCUGAACCAUGACAUGGGGGAGCUGAUCAGCAAAAUGCGGUUGGCUCAGCAGAAUGCCAUAACCUCUCUAAAGGAGGAGUGUAAGAAACAGAUGCUGGCUGCCGCACACACUCUGGCUAUGGACAGCAAGAACAUGUUGGAUGCUGUGGAUCAAGCAAGAGUCAGGGCCAAUUUAGCAAAGCCUGCUCCCCCCUAAAAGACAUUAGAUUUUUUUUUUUCAGUUUCACAUCAAACUAAAUAGGGACUUCUUUUUUUUUCUUAAUAUGUGAAAGUCAAAAAUAACAUUUGUGCAUUGUAAAGCAUGCAUUUUUAGUUGGAUCACAUCGAUCAAUCAGUGAAAUGAAUCCUGCAGCAUCACCGGUUCUUUGGAUAGCCACUGUCAGGUUAAUGAGAGUUUAGUUUAAAUGUGAUGCUACAUAUGGAUGCAUGUGUAUUUUUAGGUAAUGCAAUAAUACAGAAAUGUGUCAUUUUCCUUUUGCGGUCCCCUUGCAUCAUGUUUAGGAUGUCAGUUAUGCUAAAUUUUAAAUGAUAACUGUACCUGUGUGUGAUUGGUGAAGUGUUGACUCAGAUAUUUGCUUUGAAAGUUGUAUUUGUAAAUAGAAAAUGUGUUGCAUGGGAAAUGUUUCAUGCAAAAAAGAAAACACAUGUGAACAGUUUACUUUUGUCAGUAGUGAAAUGUAAAUAUAGCAUCAAUGGCGUUUUGUUGUCGUCUUUGGUUGGCUGUAUCGCACAAAGUCAUGGGAAUUAAAAUCCACCGACCAGUGAAGGAAGCUCCCAAAAAUCAUAUCCACGACAGAUCGACCUGGUUUCACUUAAAUCCAACCAAGAUUGUAGGAUAAGUAGCGAAUUUUGUGAACGCUGAAAACUGCCUUUAAAAUGACAAACACGAUGUGGAGCUUAAGCACAGUUUGGCUGAAGAGUCAUUAGGUGAUCAAAUUACUGCAAAUUCUGAGCCAUACUCUAGAAGGAUGAGUGAUUCUAGUGAACUGUAGAGGGAGGGGUGGAUGUGUGCCUUGGCUGGAUGAGAUAAAAAUGACCAUAUUAAAAGGUUAGUUGGCCAUUUAAGUGGCAUGACUCACACUAAACCAAUGAACUAAAGAGCACAGUAUUAUCCUCACAAAGACCCAGCAAUUCAUUGUUGUCCUCUGUUAGGGACAUGAGUCUGAGACCUCUGCAUCAACCACAAUUUAUGCAUCUGAGUCAUACUGUAGUGUCAAGAGGACAUACUGGGAUUUCUAUUGCUGGCACAUAUGUCGGGGUUGGGUUAACAGAGCGCAUGGACUUUCUUUUCAAAAUGAUGGGCAUUGCAGCUCCAGAUUUAUUUAAGGGAGAUUAAAUGAUACGAUAUAUACACACACAUAUAAUUCUUUGAUUUAGUUGGAUUUCAUAAUUUUAACACUUUCAAAACAGAACUUUCAUUCCCAGUCCUUUGUAGUGGACAGUAGGACUUACCAACUUCCAUUUAUAAGUGAGACGAAGAGAAUUUUACCCAAAAUUGUAGACAGGGUCUCAGGCGCAUAGCUGUCUGGGGAUGAAGUGUAGGAGGGCCAGGUAUUAAAGCAGAAAGGUGAAAGUUCAAAGCACCUACCAGCAUUCGAGAAGCGUCACUGUCCAGUUUUACAUCGCCACAGACUGAGGUUGCCAACCAAAGAAGAAUCAACAGAUAUAUUUCAAGACAAAGAUUAAACUAUUUGGCCACAAAAGCAAGAGGUAUUUUUGGAGGCAUCAAGGUGAGGCUUUUCAAACCUAACGACACUGCAUCAACUGUCAAGCAUGGUGGUGGUAGUAUCAUGCUCUGUAGCUGUUUUGUUGCCAGUGGUACUGGUGUGUUGCGCAAAAUGGAUAGCCAAAUGAAGGGGGAUUACCUCAAAAUCCAUUAAUCCGCUAGACCAGUGGUUCUUAACCUGGGUUUGAUUGAACCCUAGGGGUUCGGUGAGUCGGUCUCAGGGGUUCGGCAGAGCCUCUGCCGUGACAUGCAUGGCUCAUUUUGUGCACCAGUAAAAAAACAUCUAUGUCUUGAAUUU